This is a messenger RNA of Otolemur garnettii (small-eared galago), 528 nucleotides long. RefSeq names its product neuromedin B (gene NMB). The record is from RefSeq and is a predicted model, not a curated record. The transcript has 4 exons. Gene Ontology annotation, cellular component: neuron projection. Gene Ontology annotation, molecular function: neuromedin B receptor binding; neuropeptide hormone activity. Gene Ontology annotation, biological process: neuropeptide signaling pathway; positive regulation of hormone secretion. NCBI's taxonomy places the organism in Eukaryota, Metazoa, Chordata, Mammalia, Primates, Galagidae.
AUGGCCUGGCAGGCUGCCGGCGCUCAGCAGCUUGGCGGUCUACUACUUGUCGCCCUGCUUGCUGCCGGCGUUGCCCCGCUCAGCGAGGCUCUCCCAGAGCCCUGUAGCCAGGCCGGCAAGAUCCGAUUGCACCCGCGGGGCAACCUCUGGGCCACCGGUCACUUCAUGGGCAAGAAAAGUCUGGAACCCUCUAGCCUACUCCCAUUGGGGACAGCUCCCCAUACUUCCUUGAGGGACCAGAGACCACAGCUGAGUUACAGUCUGCUCAGGAUCUUCCUGCUAAAGAAAGCUCUGGGCAUGAGCCUCAGUGGCCCAGCACCCUACACCCAGGACGCUGCUGAUGCAAAUACUGCAGAAGUGACGGCAAUACUGGGGCAGACACGAUAACAUUGUGCCCACCCACGGAAGGUGGUGAAUAUGACCCUGGUGGUGGCCCCAUCUGGAUUCGGCGCUGCGUCCCAGCGAGUACAGGCCACACAUGGAGACAGAGCCAGGUUUAUCGGAGAUUCGAACUUUACCGAGCUCUAA